GAAGCUGACGCGGAAAUCUGAAACAGCUUGGUUUUUUUUUUUUUUACAACACCCGGCAUGUAAAUAACACUUUGGUGCGCUUUGCAUUCAUAACGCUUUUUAGAUUUAAUGCUGAUAAAUAUGUGUUAGAACAGUGCGGCACUUUCAUAUCAGUUGAAAGCCUGUUAAGAGUCGCUGAAGCGUGUGUCCUGAUAUGAAACUGUGUGUGAAUUGACAGGCAGAGAUGCUGUCUAAUGGUCCAAAGCUGCAGCUAUUGCAGCUAUUGUCUUGUAUAACUCUUGCUUUACUUGUUCAUGUCACUGAAGCUAAGAGGGAUUUAAAAAGCAGCUGUUCAACAUGUAAGCAAAUGACCGACAACUUCGAAAAGGGGUUUGACAGAACAGUAAAGCAGAACUUUGGUGGAGGCAACACAGCCUGGGAGGAGAGAAAGCUGUCUAAAUAUGAGACCAGUGAGAUUCGUCUUGUGGAGAUCCUGGAGGGGCUGUGUGAAAGCAGCAGCUUCGAAUGCAACCAUAUGCUAGAAGAAAACGAAGAGCAUUUUGAGACGUGGUGGUUCAAAAGGAAAACAAAACAUCCUGACUUGCAUAAAUGGUUCUGCAUUGAGACCAUCAAAGUGUGCUGUCCAAAAGGAACAUUUGGACCGGACUGCAAUGCCUGUGUGGGAGGCUCUGAGACUCCCUGUCAUGGAAACGGACAGUGUGAUGGUGAUGGAACUCGUGGAGGAAACGGACAGUGCAGCUGUGACCAUGGUUACAAAGGGGACUUCUGCCUGGACUGCAUCGAAGGCUACUUCAACGAAGAGAGGAAUGACACAGCCUCUCUGUGCACAGAAUGCCACUCCUCCUGCAAAACCUGCACUGGAGCAACGCAUCAGGACUGUGAUGAGUGCAAAGACGGCUGGGAGGAGGAUGACCAGGAAGCUUGUGUUGAUGUAAACGAGUGCUCCAAAGACGUUUCUCCAUGUGAAGAAGAUCAAUACUGCCUCAACACAGAUGGCUCCUACUCCUGCAAGGCCUGCAACAAAGAGUGUUCUGGCUGCACUGGAGAAGGUCCUGAUAAUUGCAAAGCUUGUGCCAGUGGGUUCGAAGAAACAGAGGGCUCCUGCACAGAUAUUGACGAGUGCUCGCAGCCAGAGUCAGUAUGCACUGAAGAGAACCAGGAGUGUCUUAACACCAAAGGCAGCUACUCCUGCAUCUGCUCGGUAGGAUUCGAGGAGCUAGACGGCAAGUGCGUCCAAACGCCACAACCAGGCACAGAGGAGGACUCUGCUUCUGAGACAGACACAAGUCCACACAAGGAGCUUUGAUGUAAAAAGUGGGACCAAUGGGAGCAAAUCGGGAAGAUGGGUUGAACACAUUUUAAAAUUUCCCACCACAUGCACUUAAUGUACCAGCUGAACUUGGAACCAACUGAAGCAGUCCAGACAUUGACAUCCAGAUGUGGAUCAUGGAUUAAAGGACAAGAAGAGACAUUUUAUGCUCUGAGUAUGCAGGCCAUUGUCGCUUUUCUCUGGUGUGCUCCAAAAACCACUUGUCUUUAUUUGUUGUACGGUUUUAAAAAUCGCAAGUGUUUCAAUAAAAGUGAAUUAUGCUGAAUUUAUCAAACCUA
Notolabrus celidotus (New Zealand spotty) is the source of this 1608-nucleotide messenger RNA. RefSeq names its product cysteine-rich with EGF-like domains 2 (gene creld2). The transcript has 10 exons. NCBI's taxonomy places the organism in Eukaryota, Metazoa, Chordata, Actinopteri, Labriformes, Labridae. Gene Ontology annotation, molecular function: calcium ion binding. The coding region runs from base 224 to 1306 and encodes 360 amino acids. The record is from RefSeq and is a predicted model, not a curated record.